Dromiciops gliroides (monito del monte) is the source of this 3463-nucleotide messenger RNA. RefSeq names its product orthodenticle homeobox 1 (gene OTX1). Gene Ontology annotation, cellular component: nucleus. The record is from RefSeq and is a predicted model, not a curated record. NCBI's taxonomy places the organism in Eukaryota, Metazoa, Chordata, Mammalia, Microbiotheria, Microbiotheriidae. Gene Ontology annotation, molecular function: DNA-binding transcription factor activity, RNA polymerase II-specific; RNA polymerase II cis-regulatory region sequence-specific DNA binding. Gene Ontology annotation, biological process: regulation of transcription by RNA polymerase II; multicellular organism development.
AUGGGAGCGCGCCUGCAACAGCAACAGCAGCAGGAGCCGCCGCCGCCCCCCUCCCAGCUGAGGCCCGCGGCUCAGGCACUCAUCUGCGGCGUGUGCCCAGGAUACCCUAACAGGCCCUCCCCACUUACCCCCAACCCGUUUCCACUUCCAGCGACUCGAUCCCCGGUGCCUCCCCGGGAACCAGGUGGAAGGACUACGGCUCUGGGACUCUGCCCCUCUCGAUCCCUGGAGCUUGAUGCCCGAUUCCUACCACCCACUCCUCUCAAGACACCUUGUCUUGAAGCCCCUCAAAUCCUGACAGCCGGGAAGUGGCAAAGAGAGAUUGCAGCCCCAGCCAAAGGUCGGGUUUUGCGCCGCUGGAGGCCUAGCUCCCAGAAUUUCGCCUGGUUUGGGGCUAGGACGCGGUGGAGCGCUAAGUGGAGCCCGGAAAGCUUUAGGCCUUCCUACCCUCUCCACCCAUUAGAAGCAGAGGAAGAAAAUCUGGAAAGUUUUAUUAGUAAAAGCAAGCAGCAUUGCCGGAUGCAGCCAGGCAUAGUUUUUAAAGUACUGAAACUAGCUUUACCUGCCCGUCACUACAGCCCCCCAGACCACCUUUUACUAAUUUCCCUAGACCCUGCCCAAACAACGGCUCUGCCCAGUGUCUGGGCAGGGGAAGCCUCUUGGCUGGUCCCCAGUUGCUACAAGCUAUGGGAUUUCCUGUCUGUGUCCCCAGAGGCCCUGGGCCCACGAACCCUAUCGGAGCCUCCUCUCCUGACACUUGGGACUUCGCUGUGGGAAUCUCCAGCGCAUGAUGUCUUACUCAAACAACACCCCUACGGCAUGAAUGGGCUGGGCCUCGCUGGGCCAGCCAUGGAUCUGCUGCAUCCCUCAGUGGGAUAUCCGGUCUCCCUUGCACAGCUACCCCCUCGGAAGCAGCGACGGGACACGAACACCUUCACACGUUCACAGCUGGAUGUACUGGAGGCGCUUUUUGCCAAGACUCGAUACCCAGACAUUUUCAUGCGGGAGGAGGUGGCCCUUAAGAUCAACUUACCCGAGUCCAGAGUCCAGGUUAUGGUUCAAAAUCGGCGAGCCAAGUGCCGACAGCAGCAGCAGCAGCAGUGGGAAAGUGGGGCCAAAAGCCUGCCCCACCAAGAAAAUUCUUCACCUGCUCGUGAGAGCUCAGGCUCUGAAAGCAGUGGCCAGUUCACACCAACUGCCGUGUCUAGCUCUGCCUCAUCCUCCAGCUCUGCUUCUAAUUCGUCUGGAAACACUGCAGCAGCAGCCCUGGGAGGAAACCACUGCAGCCGUGGCUGCAGCCAGGCCUGCAAGCUUUCGUCACUGAGCACUCCCUGCUGCCUCCUCCAUCUGAGCCCUGCCUCUAUCUCCCCAGGCUGCAGGUCCCCUCCUCCGCUCUUGUCUCCAGAGCCUUUGCCAGCACCCAGCAACAACCCUGCCAUGCAACGCUCUGUGGACGCAGGAGCGGCUUCAGACCGCAGCUGCUUUCCUAUCCCUAUGUCUUAUGGUCAAAGGGGCGGUGGCUACAGCCAGGGUUACCCUGCACCUUCCUCUUCUUACUUCGGUGGUGUGGACUGUAGUUCCUACCUGGCGCCCAUGCACUCACACCAUCACCCGCAUCAGCUUAGCCCCAUGACCCCCUCAUCCAUGUCUGGUCAUCACCACACACACCACCCUCACCACCCAUUAAGCCAGUCUUCCAGUCACCACCAUCACCACCACCAUCACCACCACCAGGGUUAUGGCAGCACAGGCCUUGCCUUUAACUCCUCGGAAUGCCUAGAUUACAAGGAGCCUGGGGCCACUGCAGCUUCUUCUGCCCUGGAAACUCAACUUCAAUCACCCGACUGUCUGGACUAUAAGGACCAGGCCUCUAGGAGGUUUCAAGUCUUGUGAGAGAGAGAGAGAGAGAAAGAGAGAGACAGGAAUGAGAGGAGACUGAGUGAGAGAGACCAGAGGAGAAGAACAGGAAACCACUUGCCAAUUCCACCACCUCCUUCCAGCCCUGCUGCUGCUGCUGUUCCUCCUCUUUCUUUGACCUCUCCAGAAAGAUAUGCUUCAUUGUUCCAAAAGAUCCCCAUGCUCUUCGUUGUUCUCCCCCUCACCCUUUGAAUCUGUAUGCCACCUGCCUCACAGGGAUGUUUGAACUUGCAGCUCUUUGGGAAGGGACACCUGUCUCCACCUCACUCACCUGUACCUGCUGGGCAGGGAAUUGCUGUUCCCCCUUAUGCUCCUGCUAUGCCCCUAAAUCUCCCUUCCUUUCUUUCUGGCCAUGCAACUACAUACUCCCAGAUUUCCAAGACUCUUGGUCCUGACCCCACUGUUUCAACCUAAUCAGUUUAUUUAUUGUCUCUGGGACACUGGGAUUAUUAACUGGUGCUUUUACAGUACGAAGAGGAUUUAGGCAGCCACUCCAGCCAACCACCACCACCAACAAAAGUGCACAGCGGACACAAACUCCCCUUCAACUGCCCUCUGCUACGCUAGUCCCAGACUACUGGUGACCCCCCCUCCCUUUAGUUUACUCCUCCCACUUUGCCUGGGCCUGUGAAUUCGAGAUAAGGGCCUGGAAGUAUGGACGUUUUUGGGACUGAGUCUGGCAGGAUCUAGUCGAAAUGGUAAAGCCCCGCCUCGCUCCGCCCCCUCCCUUCCUCUGGCUAGCAGCACUGGUUUGGGAUUCUACCGCAGCUGAGCGGUGGGAAUGGUGUAAAAUAUCAGGUCCGUUCCGGGGACCACUUAUUCUUUUUAGUUGCUGUUUAUCGAAUUGAACCUAUCUUGAGUCUUAACACCAGAAAACAGAUCUUUAAAUAUAUACUGCAUAUAUAUAAAUAUAAAUAUAUAUAUAAUAACAAGGAAAGCAAAAAAAUCCCUGUUACCUCCCUUCCUCUUCCCCAAAUGGUGAUGCUUUCAAGUGUCCAGUUAUUACAAUACUAUCUUACCCCCCUCCCUUUUUACCCUUUGGUGUAUUUAUUAAAGAGAAUCAAUGGUCCAGGGAAGCAGGAUGGGGUGGAGCUUGAGGUCCAGAUGGUGUGGGGAAAACUGAUCUAAGUUUUGGGAGCUCAGACAGACUGGAAAGAUCGGAGGGGAGGAAAAGGCGGAGGACAGCGGGUUGGAUGGGAACACCUCAGUUAUGGCGAGGCUCCCGGUCCCGGGUUAAAGACCAAAAACUAAAACCAAACCAAAAAAAAAAAAAAGAAACAGAACAAAAGAAACCGACAAGGAAAAAAACAAACAAACAAACAAAAACCUCAGUUCCAAUUCAUCUCUCUCUCUUUUAGAAAACUGUUUUGUCUAGUGAGUUUUAGUGUACCUUCAUUUCUACAAAAAUCUAGCCGAGAGCACUCGGCGCCUGUGUCUCAACUAUGGUCUUGGCCGCUCGUCCCACAGCAGGAAAAGAAAUUGUAAAUUUGAUUUGUCCGACGUGAAGACCACAAAUUACCUGUUGAAAUGUAAGGCAGUUUUCUUC